Drosophila erecta is the source of this 1014-nucleotide messenger RNA. RefSeq lists its product as uncharacterized. The transcript has a single exon. Lineage: Eukaryota; Metazoa; Arthropoda; Insecta; Diptera; Drosophilidae. Bases 4 to 1014 code for a protein of 336 amino acids. The record is from RefSeq and is a predicted model, not a curated record.
AAAAUGCAGCCUCCAACGCAGUCCUAUUCCUGCCCGCCUCUCUGGGCUGUCCUUUUGUGCGUUAGCCUGGCCAGGAGCGCGCCGCUGCAGUCUAAUACCUACGUCCUUCCGUUGCCCUGGAACAAUGUAGUUGGGACCUUCGGCUUCCCAGAACAGCAGGAGCAAUCCCAGUUCAAAAUUCCACAGCCGCGUGCGCUCUCUGUGAGCGUGGAGGAUGCGAGUGGAGACAGUGCACAGGCGGAGGAUGAUCUGCAGCAGGUUCUAUGGCUCACCAGUGGACUGAUUCCCGCCCAGAUUGUCCAGCGUAGCCAGGGCCGGAACAAUGAGGGCAGGUUCUUUGGGCGCGGCGGCUCCACCGUGGUGGUGGUCACCGGUGGAUCCGGCGACGUUAGCAACACUAACAACAGCACGUUUGUAAGCCCAGCUGCAGCUGCAGCCCCAGCCACAACCACAACGGGCACUCGAACCUCGGAGUUUAUCCGGGCGCCAAUUGCUUACCCGGCCAUGCAAUACUUCCGGAAGCGGCAGGAUGACGGAUCAUCGCUAUCCUAUCCGGAGCUCUUCGGCUGGAACGCGGCGUCUUUCUACGGCGACGAUUUGGGUUUGAGUGGCGGCCCCAAUGGGGGCUACAGUCUGCCGGGAGUGCCCUUGGUGCCAAUCACCGUUGGCAACGAGGUGCGCUAUGUCCCACUGAAUCUCCGGAUGUACCGGCAGUUUGUCGGUGAUGCCCCCUCUCUUGCUCCCGCUACACUGCCGGCCAUCAGGGAGCAGGAUGAUCAGCUGGAGGACGACGAUAUAUCCGCCUUGGCCAUGGGCGCCGACCUGGAAAUACUGAACGAGAGUCCCAAUGAGGCCAAUGGCGGCCAAGAGGUGGCAAGUUCCGGCCACUCGGUCGUCGAUUCAUCGGGCUUUGGUAUUCUUGGCCAGCGGCUGAGACCCCGUCCUUUGGCCAGGAGGCGACCACUGCAGACACUGGCCCAGAAUAUUCGCCGGGUGCAGUACCUCACGCAGUAA